AUGGCCAGUACACGAAUAUCAGAACAAUUGCCUCCGCACAUCGACCCGACCCAAGCUCCCAUUGCCUUUGGAAAUCGCGCGUUACCACGGUUGGCUAUGGAGUUACAGGACGCUGAGUUGUUCGUCCGCCAGAGGGCGCUCGCUGCACUCUGUGAUCUCGUCCACGACCCUGAGAGAGCCUAUGAGGCUAUUCAAAAUGGCUGUCUUGAAAAGCUGAAGGUUUUACUGCGUGAUGCGGACAGUUCAGUGAGAAUCAAAACCACUGAAGUGCUUCUCCUGCUCGCGACUCACAACAUCGGCAGAGACGCUUUUCUGAAGUACGACGUGUUAACCCCGCUCUCUGAGCUCUUUGAGGAGCCCGUGGAUGCGUGUCGUAGAAACAUGCACCAAACGCUCAAAACAACGGCAGAGUUUCCUACAGGGGCUGCAGCCAUGGUCUCUCUGGGUUUGGUGCCCAGGCUUGUACUGAAGGUGCCUGUGGAGACUGACGAUAUUAGAGCCCUGAUCCUCUCUACUCUGAGCUACUGCGUGCGGGUCGACGCCAUGCCCGCUCUAGCCAGUGACGGCGUGCCCAUACUGCGCGACCAGCUCUCUCACGCUUGCGUCGACAUCCGACGCGCUGCCGCUUCUGCCUUGAUUGCCGUCAGUGUCCCUGCAGAGGGGAAGGUGAAGGUGUGUGAGAAUAACGUAUUGCCUGUGUUGGUCAAACUCUUGUCAGACAGUGACCCUGAGGUCACAGCCAAUGCUACUGGGACUAUCAUGAAUACAGCUGUCAUCACCAAAGGCAAGUACCAGGCUCUCCAAGCCGGUGCCAUACCACCUCUGUUGGCGUUGGUUAGCAGUGAGGAUAUGGCGGUGUGUGCCAAUGCUCUGAGGGCCCUCACUGCCCUGGCAGAAGUGCCCAGUGCCAGGGCAGAGCUACUGGAGCAUGUGCCCUUGCUGGAGACCAGACUCAACGACCCGGCGCCCAUCAUACAAAGGGCGGCGCAAACUGCCAUCCAGGUCAUCACCUGGAAACCGUAA
Chanos chanos (milkfish) is the source of this 1023-nucleotide messenger RNA. It is a transcript of the gene rsph14, whose product is annotated as radial spoke head 14 homolog. Gene Ontology annotation, molecular function: protein binding. NCBI's taxonomy places the organism in Eukaryota, Metazoa, Chordata, Actinopteri, Gonorynchiformes, Chanidae. The record is from RefSeq and is a predicted model, not a curated record. The coding region runs from base 1 to 1023 and encodes 340 amino acids. The transcript has 6 exons.